Messenger RNA from Sparassis crispa, 246 nucleotides. RefSeq lists its product as hypothetical. The transcript has a single exon. The coding region runs from base 1 to 246 and encodes 81 amino acids. NCBI's taxonomy places the organism in Eukaryota, Fungi, Basidiomycota, Agaricomycetes, Polyporales, Sparassidaceae. The record is from RefSeq and is a predicted model, not a curated record.
AUGUUGGUGUACGCGACGAACGCUGCGUCGAGCGCGUUCUGCGCCUCCCAUGGUGCCCAUGCCGCGUGUGCGCUUGACGCGACCAGUUCAACUCGUGAAUCACAAGCGGUAGGAAGAAGUGGGCGCACGUAUGUCCGAAGAACUCACCUCGAUGGUCUGGCAGGCGAGGCAAGGGCCGACGGAGACACUGUGCAGGGGACCGGGGCUGGGGUGGCACCUAUUGGGAGUGGACCUGAGUGGACGUGA